Molecule: messenger RNA, 1253 nt
Organism: Juglans microcarpa x Juglans regia
Lineage: Eukaryota; Viridiplantae; Streptophyta; Magnoliopsida; Fagales; Juglandaceae
Product: agamous-like MADS-box protein AGL15
Exons: 9
Coding region: 239-1006 (255 amino acids)
Biological process (GO): positive regulation of transcription by RNA polymerase II
Cellular component (GO): nucleus
Molecular function (GO): RNA polymerase II cis-regulatory region sequence-specific DNA binding; DNA-binding transcription factor activity, RNA polymerase II-specific; protein dimerization activity
Source: RefSeq, a predicted model, not a curated record
ACCAGAAUACCACUCCAAAUGUGGCAAAGAGGGUCAUGCGUAAACUCUAAAUAGAAUGCAGAGCCAUGCAAGCUUGCCGUUUCCGGGCUCUCGCCAUUUGGGGUUUACCAGGUAACCCCAAAAGCCAAAGAGAACUCCUUCUCAGCGAGAUAAAACAGAGUUUCGUGUGUUGACAAGAAUCGGUUUGGUUUUCUGGCUUUGUAAGGGUUUUGAUCAGUUGGGUUUGAGGCUCUCGAGAAUGGGUAGAGGAAAGAUUGAGAUCAAGAGGAUCGAGAAUGCAAAUAGCAGGCAAGUCACAUUCUCAAAGAGACGUGUUGGCCUGCUCAAAAAGGCUCAGGAACUCGCUGUUCUCUGUGAUGCCGAGGUUGCCGUUAUUAUCUUCUCCAACACUGGAAAGCUCUUUGAGUUUUCUAGUUCUGGUAUGAAGGGAACACUUUCAAGGUACAACAAGUGUCUAGAUUCUCCCGAGGCUGCAUUAGUAGAAUACAAAGCAGAGAAGCAAGAUUCAAAGGAGGUAGAUGUUCUCAAAGAUGAAAUCGCAAAGCUACACAUGAAACACUUACGGCUGUUGGGUAAGGACCUGACUGGCUUGGGCUUAAAAGAAUUGCAGCAGCUUGAACAGAAAUUAAGUGAAGGGUUAUUGUCUGUGAAGGAGAGGAAGGAACAAUUACUGAUGGAGCAGCUGGAGCAAUCAAGGAUGCAGGAGCAGCAGAUUCUGCUGGAGAAUGAAACUUUGCGCAGACAGGUUGAGGAGCUUCGAGGUUUCUUUCCACCGGCUGACCACCCUGUCCCAUCUUAUCGUGAUUAUUAUCCUGUAAAAAUGCAAAAUAUCCUCGCAGAUCGUGGCGUUGGGAGUCCUGAUGUGCGCUACAAUUACCAAAUGCAGAAAGAAGAUUCAGACAUUACCUUGCACUUGGGGUUGCCAAUUGAUGUUUAUAGCAAGAUGAAGGAACCGGAGACGGGGAUCCUUUCCAAUGAUUCAGGGAGUCAAAUGGCCAUUUUCUGAUCUCAUUAUUCCUGGGCAACUGCUCAUUUCCUUUUGAUUGCAACAUAACAGACAGAGCUGACUUCAUAGAGUUGUCUAGUUUAGCAGUUUUUGUUAUUACACCUUUCCAUGCCAUGUAAAAGGGAAAACAAAGAGAUUGCUAGGAUGGAUGAUACAAGAUGGUCCCUUGUAGGAGGUUUGGCUGAUGGGGAUGCAAAAAUUGUAGCUAUUGCAAAAUAUAGUAGCAUUCUGUUUUAGUUUGUCGGAA